AUGUCGUACUCUCUGCGCGAUCGUAAUGCCCUGAUCACUGGGGGCUCUCGGGGAUUGGGAGCCCUCGUGGCACAGAAAUUUGCAGCUGAAGGUUGCAAUGUUGCCAUCAACUACAUGUCAAGCAAAGAUGCUGCUGAGAAGCUCGCUUCCGAGCUCCAGGCUCAAUACAAAGUGAAAGUGAUCACGGUCCAAGGUGUAGGUCCACCUAUCAUCUCUACAGGUACAAAUGCUGAUGGCUUCGGGCUCCAGGAUGCGAGUCGCAAAGAUGAUUGCAUCAAUGCCGUUCGGACGACAAUUGCGCAGCUUGGGGGUUUGGAUAUCGUGGUAUCCAACGCGGGCUGGACCAAAAUGACCAACUUCGCGGAUCUGGACGCCAUGGACGACGAUGAUUGGGACAAGUGCUGGACUACCAAUGUCAAGGGUCACUUCUACCUCUUCAAGGAGGCCUUGCCCACCUUCAAUGCGAAUCCUGACGGUGGCCUGCAUCUCAUUAAGUGUCUGGCACAAAGCCAAGGGAGGAAAGUCAGAGUGAAUGCGGUCUUGCCCGGACUUCUUCUCACUGAAUGGCCCGAAGUCGAGGAUACCGCCAAUGCGUUCGUCAUGCUCGCUAAGAAUGCCUCUAUGACGGGCCAAGGGAUACAAAUUGACUCCGGCUUUGCAAUCAAAUAG
This is a messenger RNA of Aspergillus terreus NIH2624, 669 nucleotides long. Its product is annotated as SDR family NAD(P)-dependent oxidoreductase. The record is from RefSeq and is a predicted model, not a curated record. The transcript has 7 exons. NCBI's taxonomy places the organism in Eukaryota, Fungi, Ascomycota, Eurotiomycetes, Eurotiales, Aspergillaceae. Bases 1 to 669 code for a protein of 222 amino acids.